This is a messenger RNA of Aureobasidium pullulans EXF-150, 3722 nucleotides long. RefSeq lists its product as uncharacterized. The transcript is spliced from 2 exons. Lineage: Eukaryota; Fungi; Ascomycota; Dothideomycetes; Dothideales; Saccotheciaceae. The coding region runs from base 434 to 3673 and encodes 1079 amino acids. The record is from RefSeq and is a predicted model, not a curated record.
GGUCCUAGGAGAAUUCCCCAACCACAUCCGAAUACCAUUGAAUCCUACCCUUGCUACAUCCCCACAACAAGCCCUAGUGGCUUUUCGGACCAUUGAGCGGUUUCACUUCGAGCCUCGAGGCUGCUGGAUAGACUCUGGGGUCAACUGGAGACGCUAAUCACUUCUGAACGGCAUGCCGCCAUACUAGGCCUUCGCCGUUCGGAGAAGAAAGGCUCGAGCUAUGAGACGAUCACAUCACUCCAUCUUGGUGGCCCAACCAAAUCGGCAUGUAUACAUAGUGCCCAGUCCAUCAACAUGUUGGCUAGGCAGCGAUAUAUCCCUCAUCUUCUAUCUGGCAUAGUCAAGACAAUUUUGCGUUUGGGCACCUCUCCAGCAACAAUUUCUAUUACAUCACCUUACAAUCUUCUUGCCAUCGUCCCCAUCAUCACGGGCAAUGCGUGCAAGCUUGUACUUCCUGGCUGGAGCUGGUGGUCUCAUCGGGACCGCCACUUCCGAUCCUUGUUCUUGUGGUUUCUACGACCGUUCCACCGAUCAAAUAUUCACUGAUUCGAUCAUUGUUUAUUUCAACGAGACGCAAACCAUUCCAGAUGACGUGUUCCAAGCUCAGUCUUUCACACACAAGUCAGAGAAAGGGUGGAACAGUCUCUAUCGUCAAGGUGCUGUCAUUGAAAACAGCUUGAUAUCGAGCUCUUUGGAAGGACAACAGGCUUUGGAUCUCUUCGUGAGUCCAAGCACGAAGCAUCAUGUCGUAAAUGGCGGGGCUAUUGAAUCACGACGACAAGACAUCCUUCAUGGAACAUUUCGAGCUUCGAUCAGAGGCCCAGGACCCUGGACGGGUGGUUCUGCACUUUCCAUGAUGCUCCGAUUCAAUCAAACAAGCUCCAUGGAAAUUGACAUGUUAAACAACGACAACCCGGGGAAUGCCCGUAUAACCACUCUCGUCAACGGCGAGUACCCGUCACAAGAAUAUGGUCUGAACUACACGAUCUUGGAGAAAGGAUCCGACGUUAUGACAGCCGUCAACCCCUGGGAUUUCAUCCCCGUCCGCCUGGACUGGACAAAGGAACACGUCAACUUCACACUUGCGGCAAACCUUACACGCUCGAUUUCUUACAAGAAAGGGAGUUUUCCGACCGAGCCGCUGCCUCUGAGCUUCAAACACUGGUCCACUGGUGAUUCUCAAUGGAUGCAAGGACCUCCCAAGAAUCGCUCUGUUGCGAGUGUUGAGUGGGUCCGAGCAUUCUUCAACUCUUCUGCAACUACUGCCACACAACGACAAGAGUUCGAUGACCAGUGCAAUCUUUCUCUAGCAUGCGAUGUGAACGACAACACUCUGAGGACUUCCACCAAUUACACAUCAGCGUCGCUCAAGGCAUGGAAGGAGCCACCUAGGAAUGAGAAGUGGCAACUUCCUUCCGGAAUAGUCGCUGGUUCUUCCUCGUUCUUCGGCAUCGCUGCUCUUCUCAAUGUUCUGUUUCGAAGAAAGCCUUGGGAAAAGUUGUCAACCAAGAAACAGAGGUCUGACGCGCAAAAGCAACCCCCUGCCGCGAACAACAAUGGAAAGACAGACAUGGCUCGAUCCGUUUCUAGUUCAACUCUUGGUAGUGUAGGUGUAUCGAAGUCCAAGUGGGACUACAGAUGUACUACUGCCGAAGCAUCAUCGUCAAACGUCACUACACCAUGGGAAGCAAGGACACCUGCGCUCUCGAGAGCUCCGAGUACAGCUGAUUUCAUCGACGUGGCCUUGCUUCGGAAAAAGAUGGUCGAAGGUACUCCCUUGCAGUCUGAUACUACACUUCACCAGACCAAGCUCCGUCAAAGUCCUUCAACUGGCAGUGAUGGAUGGUCAAGCCACGCAAACACUCUUGUCUGCCCUACUCCGGAGAUCAACUUCAGCAAGCCCAUGAAAAGUCCAGAGACGAUUCGAGAGUCUGUAGAGAUUAAAGUACUCGACAGGAAGUCCCUCGAGUCCGACGAGAAGCUGAAAGAAGCUAUCGUCACAGCACAAGAGUUGCCUGUUCAGUCCGCACUCGACCGCACGAAAAGCCCUACGCUGCCACCUCGUACUACUGCACCUAAGCGUAUCGACUACCUUGCUGGACUUGUAGCCAUCUCAUGUAUCGGUGUUACUCUAAUUCACUUUACGCUCACUUUCAUCCCAUAUGCUGGUGGUCUUGGCUAUGGAAGGCAUUACAAGUCGGAGCUCUACUCGCGUUGGUCAGCCACACCUAUUCUUCUGAACCCCAUUUGGAUCGGUCCGUUCUUCACCACCUCGACCAGAUUCUUGGCUCAGAACUUCCUCCGUACUGGCAAUCUUGCCGAUGUUGCAAAGAAGAUGUUGCUCAGAGCACCUCGCAUGGUCAUACCCGCCAUAGUUGUUGCCGCACUCGAAUACUUCUUCAUCGAGCUCGGGCUGACUGCAAAACUGGAGUGGCUCCCUUCCAUCACGUGGUCUACAUGGCCGUGGGUGACAAACUACCCCAACUUCGGAUGGUUCAUGAAUGAGAUUCUAGAGCUCGGGUAUCUAAUCCCGAACAAAGCUCCCGGCAUCGUCAACCAUUACUGCGUCGGUGUGCUUUGGACCAUUCCCGUGCAACUGCAAUUCAGUUAUACCACACUGCUCGGUGCAAUCAUGGUCCGCGAAAUCAAAUCCCACUGGAAGCGGUUUUGCUUUUACUUCUGGUGCAUCUCGGUAAACUGGUACUCCAUGAACUGGGGCAGUUGUUUCUGGGUCGGUCUCCUCAUCGCCGACUUGAAUGUCACUUACAACUACGUAGCUUGGCUCCAAACUCGUCCCAGAUAUCUGUAUCCUUUCUUCCUCUUGCUCUGGGUAUUGAUCAUCCAAGGCCCUCUGUGGACAUUCCUCGAAGAUCGUGGCUUCUACACUCUGAUGACACGCGAACGCAACAUCCAUCCUAAUAUCGCUACCGGUGCACCUCAAGGUCAGGUCGACUCGAUGUAUCCGGCUUACUUCGAGCCUCGCCUCAACACCAUCCUCUUCGCCGGCGCCGUGCAAAUGAUGACGGAACUGAGCACUUCCUUCCAAUCCUUCCUCAGCCUGAAACUCUGGAUCAUACUUUUCCCACAUACGUUUACCAUCUACCUUGUCCAUGGCUUUGUAUUCUGGUCCUUUGGAGCUUGGCUCUGCGUUACUCUGGCAUCAUUGGAAAUCUUGCCGUACUGGAGUAUCUGUCUGAUACUGUUUGUGUGUUGUUACACCAUCAUCGGACUUGCUGCCAUGAUGAUCACGCCAUUCUCGGAAGGCGCAGCGAUGGCAUUGUGUCGUAAUCUUUGGCGAUGGGCGUCAGAGGAGCCGGUGCCGCAUAGAAGCACUUUGGCGCCUUUCAGAAAAGAUCUCUUCUUGAACAGACUUGGAGGGGAAAGUGGAAGGGAUGAAGAAGUAGCGGUUCAUGGGGUUGUAGAGGUGCUUGAUGAGAAGAACUUUGUGGCUGGUGGGGAGGAGCAAGAUGGUAAGGAUGGUAAGGGCGAAGAUGUUGAUGUCGAUGUUGGACCAUUUGAUGAUGCGAACGAAGUUGCUUCUUCGUCUUCUGGGUCUGUGAGGUCGAGGACGAAGUCGAUAUCUGCGGUGGAUCGGCAGUUCCUUGAUGAUGUUAUCACACCUGUCACUCGCAUCGUAGAUGGUCUGGGUAUAAGAGCCGAAGAGAAGAAGUAAAUACAUUCAUCCAUUUAGGCAGACAACACAUCAUAUGCAAACCCUCAAC